This is a messenger RNA of Archocentrus centrarchus (flier cichlid), 708 nucleotides long. Its product is annotated as eukaryotic translation initiation factor 4E-binding protein 1-like. Gene Ontology annotation, molecular function: eukaryotic initiation factor 4E binding. The coding region runs from base 166 to 528 and encodes 120 amino acids. Gene Ontology annotation, biological process: negative regulation of translational initiation. The record is from RefSeq and is a predicted model, not a curated record. The transcript is spliced from 3 exons. NCBI's taxonomy places the organism in Eukaryota, Metazoa, Chordata, Actinopteri, Cichliformes, Cichlidae. Gene Ontology annotation, cellular component: cytoplasm.
GGAAGUCGUUGGGAUGUUUUGGGUUUGCUUAAAGCACGUGGAGGCAUAAGGUAGCGUACUGUGCUCCCUCUGCAACUUCGUCCUCCAAACUGUGAGCGUGCGUACAUGCAUGCACGUCUGUGGUCUCUUUAAGUAGCCCAAAAAGUCGACGCGGUGCUGUGAGAGAUGUCAGCGGGAAGCCAGACCACCAGGAGCCGGGAUAUCCCUGCCGUCAGGCGGGUCGCUAUCCAUGACGCGGCGCAUUUGCCCAACGACUACUCCACGACCCCCGGAGGAACUCUGUUCAGCACCACACCUGGAGGCACCAGAAUCAUCUAUGACAGGAAGUUCCUCCUGCAGUGUCGGACAUCUCCCCUGACUCGCACGCCUCCCAACCUGCCUGACAUCCCAGGAGUCACCCGGCCACUCAAGCGCGACGCCUCCAGCGACACAAACCAGCCUGAUCAAAUGCUCAGCAGUAACACCGAGCACAGCGUGCAUGCAGAGGAGAGUGCAGGUGAAGAUGCCCAAUUUGAGAUGGACAUCUAAGGGGAGUCAGGUUUAAGGAUGAAAGCAACAUGUUCAUAGUUUUUGUUUUCUGGGAUUUAACAAAAAAAAAAGAUAUGUUAAAAUGAUGAGCCUGUUUUUUUGUUUGUUUGUUUUUUAGUGUAAUCUGUGUUCAGAAUUGUUCUGAAAUCUGCUUUUUUUGUAAUGCCUUAUCUGUUCAAA